Messenger RNA from Helianthus annuus (common sunflower), 1023 nucleotides. Its product is annotated as pathogen-associated molecular patterns-induced protein A70. The record is from RefSeq and is a predicted model, not a curated record. Lineage: Eukaryota; Viridiplantae; Streptophyta; Magnoliopsida; Asterales; Asteraceae. The transcript has a single exon. The coding region runs from base 1 to 1023 and encodes 340 amino acids.
AUGGAGGACCCUGCAACCGCUGUGCCAUCAUCGCUCUGGGCUUCCCUCAACAGCUGGUUCACAUCCACCGUCUUCUUUGUCCUCCUUAACCUCAUGAUCGCCACUAUUGUUUUCACAUCUAACUUACCCGACAACAAACACCAAAACAUCCAACAAGAAGAACAAGACCAGAAGAAAAACACCCAUAACAACCGCAACCAACAACAAAUCGCCAGAUCUCCUUCACUCCUCUAUCGUCUCAAAUCCUUCAAUCUAUACCCACAAAAAUCCCAACAAGAUGAGUCUUCAGAGACCCAUUACCACCAACACCCCUUAGAAGUAGCCGCUACACAAUAUGUUUUCGACCAACCUGACUACCAACAUUUCGAAACCAGUUUUACAAAUCCAGGUCAAAUCCAUCAUCAUACACAAGCUGUUGACACGGAGUCAUGUGCCGAGCACGUGACCACCCGUUAUGAUUUCGACCAGAUUCGCCAUGAGACCGGUAGAGAUACCGAUACCGGUUCCGGUUUUGACCCGACCCGACAAGAGACCCGCGGAGACUCCGGGUUUGGUUUCGACACGACCUGGAAUGAAGUACGAAGAAACAACGCGAUUGAUUUUGACCCGACCCGACAAGACGACACGACCCGAAAUGAGACCGGAUCUGUUUUCGAAACGUACGAUGAAGAAGAACACGAGUUCGAGAGUUUGGAUGAGGUGUACAGUAAGCUGAAAACCGGCGGACACGACAGGACACAAUCUGACGGCAGCAUCCGACAAAAGCCACCGGCGAAGAUGAAAAAGUCGGCGAGUUUGAAAGUGGGUUUCACGCAUCCCGAGGAGGAGGAGAUGGUGGAGGCGCGGCGGCCGGCAACCGUGAGAGAGAAAAGGACGGCGGUUAAGGUUGUUGCUGAUGAUGACGUGGAGGUGGACUCACGUGCGGAUGACUUCAUCAACAAGUUCAAGAAUGAUCUGAAGUUGCAGAGGAUUGAGUCGAUGAUGAGAACAAAGGGGGCGACGAAUAGAGGGGGUGGAAAUUGA